UGUCCCUCGGACACAGCGGAUCACAGAUCACAGAAAGAGCCGAAGAUGGGACAUGUACACUGAUCAUCAGGGCACUGAUGAUCAGUGUGCCCUGAUGAUCAUUGUGGCCCCAGAAGUGCCACCUGUCAGUGUCCAUCAGUGCCAGCAGUCAGUGCUCAUCAGUGCCACAUGCCAGUGCCCAUCAGUGCCACAUCAAUGCCACAUAUCAGUGCAUACCAGUGCACAUCAAUGCCACAUAUCAGUGCCCAUCUGAGCUGCCUUUCAAUGUCACCCAUCAGUGCCAAUCAGUGCCACCUAUCAAUGCCAAUCAGUGCCACCUAUCAGUGUUGCCAAUCAGUGC
Staurois parvus is the source of this 340-nucleotide messenger RNA. NCBI's taxonomy places the organism in Eukaryota, Metazoa, Chordata, Amphibia, Anura, Ranidae. The record is from the annotation of a GenBank genome assembly.